AGGUGUGGUUACCUGAGUCACUGUAGAAGCCUCUCUGCCAGGUGAUCGUACAGGUGUUGGACCAUGACAGUGUUGGAGAACCUUCAGCUUUUUUUAAAUAGAAACUUUUAUGGUCACAGUUUGAACCCAGCAGCUCAAAACAUGAACUUCAGAAUGAAUCAGAAGAACAAAUAAACUGUUUUCUUUCUGGCUUGUUUGGGCCUACAGGUUCUUCUCAUAACACCUCAUAGCCAGACUGGAUCAGGACCAGAACAUAGAUCAGGACCUCAUCUUCAUUCUCAUUCUGGAACAGCUUCAUGUUUAUUAAUCCAGAUAUUUCCAAGAAAAACUAGGAAUCCGGAGGAAAGGGGAUCUUUCCUGAAUUGAGCCUUUUGUUCCAAGUUAUGAAUCAGAACCUGAACUGUUUGGACUGGCCGGAUCCCCAUGCUGGAACUUAGAACUCCCCCUGGUGGAGAACCACAGAAAAACACAAGCUCAUGAUUCCAAGAUGGCGGCCGGAGGCGGACAGCAGAGAGGGCACAGGUUUUAAUCCGGACCGAACCAGAGUGGGUCCGAAAGGAAGCGGCCAUGCUGUGACGUCAGGAGGAGGAGGAGAUGGCAGCGGAGCUUUUCUCCACCAGCCUUCCACACGGUGAGGAGGAAGAGGAGGAGACGAAGACAAACUUCAUCCAGCUAAGUGAGCCGGAGCAGUCAGCUGAGCGGAACGCCGUUCACGUAAACAACAACAAUGAUAACCAAGAUGGUGGCGAGGAGAGACACAGCUGGCAGGGAGCCCACCCCACCCUGAGAGAGAGGAACGCUCUGAUGUUCAACAAUGAGCACAUGGCUGACAUUCACUUCAUCGUGGGUCCACCAGGAGAAACACAGACCAUCCCAGCUCAUAAGUAUGUCCUGGCAGUUGGCAGCUCUGUGUUUGGAGCCAUGUUCUAUGGAGAUCUGGCAGAAGGACAGUCGGAGAUCCACAUCCCUGAUGUGGAACCAGCUGCUUUCCUCACCUUGUUAAAGUACAUGUACAGCGAUGAGGUGGAGCUGGAUGCCGACACGGUGCUGGCCACACUUUACGCUGCAAAGAAGUACAUCGUUCCGGCCGUAGCAAAGGCGUGCGUUGGCUUCCUGGAGACAAGCCUGGAGGCGAAGAACGCCUGCGUGCUGCUGUCCCAGAGCCGGCUGUUUGAGGAGGCGGAGCUUACGCAGCGCUGCUGGGAGGUGAUCGACGCUCAGACCGAGCUGGCGCUGCGAUCUGAGGGGUUCUGCGAGAUUGACCGGCCCACGCUGGAGAUAGUCCUGCAGAGGGAGACGCUCAACAUCCGGGAGGCGGCAGUAUUCCAGGCGGCGCUGAGCUGGGCGGCGGCAGAGUGUCGGCGACAGGGCCUGACGGUGACCCCUCAAAACCAGCGGACUGUGCUUGGGAAGGCCCUAUACCUGCUCCGGGUCCCCUCCAUGUCCCUGCAGGAGUUUGCAGAUGGACCGGCGCAGUCAGACGUGCUGACGCUCACAGAGACCCACAACAUCUUCCUGUGGUACACCGCCACCAACAAACCUCAACUGGACUUCCCUAUAGGCAAACGGGUCGGACUGGCGCCGCAGAGGUGCCACCGCUUCCAGGCCUCUGCCUACCGCAGCAACCAGUGGCGCUACAGGGGGCGCUGCGACAGCAUCCAGUUCGCUGUGGACCGCAGGAUCUUUAUCGCCGGGCUUGGCCUGUAUGGGUCCAGCGGCGGGAAGGCUGAGUACAGCGUGAGAAUCGAGCUAAAGAGGCAGGGAACUCUUCUAGCCCAGAACCUCACCAAAUUCCUGUCAGACGGAUCAAGCUCCACCUUCCCCGUCUGGUUCGAACACCCGGUCCAGGUGGAGCAGGACACCUUUUACACGGUCAGCGCCGUCCUGGAUGGAAACGAGCUCAGUUACUUUGGACAGGAGGGAAUGACUGAGGUGCAGUGUGGGAAGGUGACCUUCCAGUUCCAGUGCUCCUCAGACAGUACCAAUGGUACUGGUGUGCAGGGGGGGCAGAUCCCAGAACUGAUCUUUUACUGCUGAACCUGGACGUGAUGGACUGAAAGACCUCAAUUUAGCAGGAAGAAUCUGAUUCUGAUAGAUUCUGGUGCUGAUAGAAUUAGUGGUUAUAGUUCUGAUAGAGUUUCUGGUUCUGUUUCAAUCAUUAAAGUUUGUGUGACUGAAA
Messenger RNA from Girardinichthys multiradiatus, 2179 nucleotides. Its product is annotated as BTB/POZ domain-containing protein 6-B. NCBI's taxonomy places the organism in Eukaryota, Metazoa, Chordata, Actinopteri, Cyprinodontiformes, Goodeidae. Gene Ontology annotation, biological process: neurogenesis. The record is from RefSeq and is a predicted model, not a curated record. Gene Ontology annotation, molecular function: protein binding. Gene Ontology annotation, cellular component: cytosol. The transcript is spliced from 5 exons. The coding region runs from base 595 to 2037 and encodes 480 amino acids.